CUGUCAGUCAAGGACGUUUUUGUUUUGGCGGUUGAAGUUGUGGACAAUUAGGUUAGAAUGCCUUAAAAAAUGUAUUUGGAAAAUUUGAAAACGGAAUUUUACGAAUUUCUCACAGGAAAGCGAAUCUGCCUCAUCGUUAACUUCGACAUCGACAGCAUCUGUACCUGCAAAAUCCUCCAGUCUCUGCUGAAGUACAAGCAAAUCACUUACACCCUCGCCGUCGUCCAAGGUAUCAGCGAUCUUAAAGGUGUCUACCAGGAAAACGCCGAUCAAGUGAAGUGCUUCGUCCUGAUCAACUGCGGCGGCACGAUCGAUCUAAUCGACGUUUUGGAGCCCGAAGACGACGUUAUAUUUUUCGUGCUCGACUCGCACAGGCCGACAGAUCUUUGCAAUAUAUACAGUAACGGGCAAAUUCGGUUGCUGUGGAGUCCCGAUGACGAUAGCGAUGUACCCGAGUUUCCAGACAUCUUCCGCGAGGACGAGUCGGACGAGGAGGACGACGAGGAGAAUUUGGACGAGAGCGGCGACGAGGCGGAGGGCCGAGCCGCCAAACGAAGACGGCUGGGCGAGGAAGCCAUAAUGAAACGUCGUGAACGUAGGUUGUGGGAGGCGAAUCGAGAGAAGAUUCUCUUCGAGUAUUCACAGUUCACUUACUACGCGAAAGCCAGCGCCCUCUACAUGUUCGAUUUGGCGUGGAAGCUGAACAAGGACGACAAGGACUUGCUGUGGUACACGAUCGUCGCGCUAACCGAGCAGAUGAUCUUCGAGAAGAUCGAGCACACGCAGUACGUAUUGGAGACGGGCAAUCUGCAGGCGCACGCCACCCGCCUGCUGAACAGGACAAGCGACACCGACAAUUUGACCUCUCUGAAGAUCGCGUUCGAGAAGGACCUGAAGCUGGUCUUGUACCGGCAUUGGUCCAUCGAGGCUAGUCUCAAGUAUUCGAUGUUCACCGCCGUCAAGUUAAAGCUGUGGUCCAUUCGGGGCGAUAAACGGUUGCACGAGUUGCUUGCGGAUAUGGGGUUUCCUCUGGUCCAAAGUCGCCAGAACUACCUAUCGAUGGACUUGCAAUUACGCCAGGAAUUCCCCAGCGCGAUCGAGAAGUUCAGCGAGAAAUACGGCUUGGGGGACAUCGAAUACGCGACGUUCACGAUGUCGUACGGUUACAGAAACAAGUACUGCGCCGCCGACGUUGUCUACGGUAUGAUGACGCUCCUAGAGGCCGUGCACCAGAACAAGAAGAUGGAGGAACUGUUUCAGUCCGCGCUCGACUGCCUCUCCAGGUCGCAUCGGCACAUUCUGAGCGGCGCGAUCGAGAAAGCGAAAGGGAUCACGAUGAGCCUGUUCAAGACGAUCCAAGCCGCCUUGGACAUGAAGAAGAUCAUCUCGGCCGGCCCGUUUAUUUACUACAUCGUUCAGGAGGGCGGCCUCGACUGGUACCUGUUCGCCCACCAGCACAUCCUCUCGCUACUGGCGCAAUUCAUAAUUCGCGCGUACGUCGUCAUGUCGAGGAAUCGCAAGGCGUCCUCCUUACCCCUCAUCGUCUCGGCGCCGAAAAGCGUCGAAAACGGCACGUGCAUCGUCCUCGGCAUUCCUCCCCUAUGCGAGAACUCACCGAAAAACUUCUUCGGUAAGGCCUUCGAACAAGCAGCUCAGCGAACAAACUGCGAUACCAACUGUGAUUAUUUCGAUACGGCAUAUUUCGAAAUACCGACCAAGGAUAGGACGCACUUUUUGGAUGCCCUGACGGCCUUGUUAAGUUAAUUAAAAAAAAACUAUUCCUGUACAGAGUACAAGAUAAUUAAAUUUGUAAUUAGGCUUUAAGUGAGUUGUUAAUUACUGGCGAAGUACGAUUUGUAAAUAAGACGAAAAAUAGUUUAUAAUAAAACACGUUCCGAGUUAAA
Photinus pyralis (common eastern firefly) is the source of this 1904-nucleotide messenger RNA. RefSeq names its product cell division control protein 45 homolog. Bases 70 to 1764 code for a protein of 564 amino acids. Gene Ontology annotation, cellular component: DNA replication preinitiation complex. Gene Ontology annotation, biological process: double-strand break repair via break-induced replication; mitotic DNA replication preinitiation complex assembly; DNA replication initiation. Gene Ontology annotation, molecular function: single-stranded DNA binding; DNA replication origin binding; chromatin binding. The transcript is spliced from 8 exons. The record is from RefSeq and is a predicted model, not a curated record. NCBI's taxonomy places the organism in Eukaryota, Metazoa, Arthropoda, Insecta, Coleoptera, Lampyridae.